Messenger RNA from Acanthosepion pharaonis, 1488 nucleotides. NCBI's taxonomy places the organism in Eukaryota, Metazoa, Mollusca, Cephalopoda, Sepiida, Sepiidae. The record is from the annotation of a GenBank genome assembly.
AUGAAAACCCCACACUUGACGCCUUUCACAUGCGCUGUCUUCGUGCCAUAUACUGAUCUUACUCUACAUUAUCUAUCUAUCUAUCUAUCUAUCUAUCUAUCUAUCUAUCUAUCUAUCUAUCUAUCUAUUCAGCCCUAUCCUUCCAUAUCUAUCUACCUAUCUAUUUAUCCAACCCUAUCCUCCCAUAUCUAUCUAUCCGUCCAGCCCUAUCCUUCCAUAUCUAUCUAUCUAUCUAUCUAUCUAUCUAUCUAUCUAUCCAGCUCAAUCCUUUCGUAUCUAUCUAUCUAUCCAGCUCAAUCCUUUCGUAUCUAUCUAUCUAACCCAAUCCUUUCGUAUCUAUCUAUCUAUCUAUCUAUCUAUCUAUCUAUCUAUCUAUCUAUCUAUCUAUCUAUCUAUCUAACCCAAUCCUUUCCUAUCUAUCUAUCUAUCUAUCUAUCUAUCUAUCUAUCUAUCUAUCUAACCCAAUCCUUUCAUAUCUAUCUAUCUAUCUAUCUAUCUAUCUAUCUAUCUAUCUAUCUAUCUAUCUAUCUAACCCAAUCCUUUCGUAUCUAUCUAUCUAUCUAUCUAUCUAUCUAUCUAUCUAACCCAAUCCUUUCAUAUCUAUCUAUCUAUCUAUCUAUCUAUCUAUCUAUCUAUCUAUCUAACCCAAUCCUUUCGUAUCUAUCUAUCUAUCUAUCUAUCUAUCUAUCUAUCUAUCUAUCUAUCUAUCUAUCCCAAUUGUCACUCUCUCUCCCACUCUCUCUCUCUCAUCCUCUUACACACACAUACGCAUUCGCGUAUACACUGACAUAUUCGCGUAUUCAGAAAGUACGUAAGCAAGAAAGACAAAAAAGCGUACCUGUGCCCGCCUCUCGCCACACACCUAAACCUGAGAAGGGUUUUUCGAUUUUCAACUUAACGAAUCCAUUUUCGCCUACCUACCUUAAUCCUUUCAUAUCUAUCUAUCUAUCUAUCUAUCUAUCUAUCUAUCUAUCUUAUAGCCAGUCUUGUCUUCUUUUUCUUUCUUCUUCUUUCUUCUUUUCUAUUUACUUUCUUUCUUUAUUCUUUAUUUAUUAUUUCCUUUCUGUCGUAAUUCCUUUUCCUUUUCUUUCUUACUUUUAUUUCUUUCUGUUAUUCUUUGUUCUUUCUUUUCUUUUCCUUCUUUCUUUCUUUCUUACUUUCUUUCUUAACUUUUUUCUUUCUUUCUUUUCUUUUGUUUUCCUUCUUUCUUUCUUACUUCCUUUCCUUAUUUCUUUUCUUUUCUUUCUUUCUUUCUUUCUUUCAUUCUUUCUUUCUUUCUUUCUUUCUUUCUUACAUCCUUUCCUUAUUUCUUUUCUUUUUCCUUCUUUCUUUCUUUCUUUCUUUGAAAUUAACUUUUCUUUUUUUCUUUCUUUGUUUCUUCCUUUCUUUGAAAUUUCCUUUUCUUUCUUUCUUUCUUUCUUUCUUUCUUUCUUUCUUUCUUUGAAAUUAACUUUUCUUUUUUCUUUCUUUGUUUCUUCCUUUCUUUGA